AAAUUACUGCCCAUCAAUUUCUCAGAAUGAACGAGGAACGUCAUUUAUUUUUCCUGCUUCAAUUUUUCUAUAUAUAAAAAACUGAGGAUGACAUUAUUUUCAAUAAUAUAAAUAUAUAUAUAAAUAAUGAUUCUAAAAGAAAGAAAUUGUACUGCAUCCCCCAUUUCACAUUAUUAUAUUCCAAGGUCAUAUGUGUUUCGUUUAAUGUCUCUAUAAAUGAAACUAGCUACCUUGACGAGUCAGCCCAAACUAACCCAUGGAAAAUUUAAAGCCAAACCCAGCAAACUCAUCUCCUCUAACUCCACUCGGCUACCUCGAAAGGGCGGCGAUCGUCUACGGCGACUGCCCUUCUGUAGUAUACAACCGCACCACUUAUACCUGGUCACAGACCAACGCCCGUUGUCUUCGUGUGGCUUCCUCCAUAGCAACAUGGCUUGGAAUCAAGCGAGGUCAAGUCGUGUCUGUCAUCUCUCCCAACAUUCCAGCCAUGUACGAGCUCCAUUUCGCAGUUCCCAUGGCUGGAGCCAUUCUCAACACCAUCAACACUCGUCUCGAUGCUAGAAUAGUUUCAGCUAUGCUUCUUCAUUCUGAAUCCAAGCUCGUCUUCGUUGACCAACUCUCAGUUAAGUUAAUCCUCGACGCCAUCUCAAGGUUCCGACCAAACACUCCAAUCCCUCGGCUCGUAUUGAUCCUUGACCAGUACGCGGUUUCAUCAUCUUCAAAGCUAAGUGAGAGCUUUUAUUGUGAGUAUGAGAAUCUUGUGGAAAGAGGAGAUCCUAAAUUUCAGUGGUUAAAGCCAGCGAACGAGUGGGAGCCUAUGAUACUAAACUACACUUCGGGAACUACUUCGGCUCCGAAAGGAGUUGUUCACUGUCAUAGAGCAAUUUUUAUAGUUACACUCGACACACUCGUCGAUUGGAGUGUGCCUAAACAGCCGGUGUUCUUAUGGACACUGCCUAUGUUUCACGCUAACGGUUGGUGUUAUCCGUGGGGGACAGCGGCAGUUGGCGCCACCAACAUAUGCCUUCGGAAAUUCGACGGUCAGAUGAUCUUCGACCUCAUCCGAAGGCAUGAUGUGACGCACAUGUGUGGAGCACCUGUGGUGCUCAACAUGUUGUCAAACACUCCUAAUGUUGGGAUUCUCAAGAGCCCUGUUCAUAUACUAACAGCGGGCGCUCCCCCGCCUGCGGCGGUGCUCGGGCGAACUGAGUCGCUCGGGUUUCACGUCAGCCAUGGGUAUGGAUUGACGGAAGUGGCUGGAAUUAUUGUAUCUUGCGCUUGGAAAAGUAAGUGGAAUCUGUUACCCGCCAACGAGCGUGCUCGGCUAAAGGCGCGGCAAGGGGUGAAGACACCGGCCAUGGCUGAAAUUGAUGUGAUUGAUCCGAGUUCGGGAGUGAGUGUGAAGAGAGAUGGUUUAGCCAUGGGAGAAAUAGUUGUCAGAGGUGGUUGCGUCAUGCUUGGUUACCUUAAAGAUUUGGUGGCCACUUCUAAGGCUAUAAAGGAGGAUGGAUGGUUUUACACGGGCGAUGUGGGAGUUAUGCACUCUGAUGGGUAUUUGGAGAUUAAGGACAGGUCCAAGGAUGUGAUCAUAAGUGGGGGAGAGAACGUGAGCAGCGUGGAGGUAGAGUCAAUUCUUUACGGCCAUCCGGCUGUGGACGAGGCGGCGGUGGUGGCUCGGCCCGAUGAAAUCUGGGGUGAGACGCCGUGUGCGUUUAUAACGGUGAAGAAAGGGACGAAGAUUAGACCGACAGAGAAGGAGAUAGUGGCGUAUUGUAGAGAGAAGUUGCCUCAUUAUAUGGUUCCUAAAGUUGUGGUGAUUAGAGAUGAACUUCCUAAGACUUCCACUGGGAAAAUUCAGAAAUAUGUUCUGAAAGAUAUUGCUAAAACCAUGGGAUCUCCUUCUGGAGCUGGUUAUUGGAGUAGGAUCUAGCUUAAUAUUAUUAUAUCUAUGUGUAGUAUUCGAUUAUGUAUUUGCUAUUAAAAAUAUAUAUAUUGUAAUUUGUGUGUAACUAUAAAUUUGAAACCUUUGACUUUAAGGUCUCA
Cannabis sativa is the source of this 2043-nucleotide messenger RNA. Its product is annotated as probable CoA ligase CCL11. The record is from RefSeq and is a predicted model, not a curated record. The transcript has a single exon. The coding region runs from base 257 to 1930 and encodes 557 amino acids. NCBI's taxonomy places the organism in Eukaryota, Viridiplantae, Streptophyta, Magnoliopsida, Rosales, Cannabaceae.